Molecule: messenger RNA, 978 nt
Organism: Triticum turgidum subsp. durum (durum wheat)
Lineage: Eukaryota; Viridiplantae; Streptophyta; Magnoliopsida; Poales; Poaceae
Source: the annotation of a GenBank genome assembly
AUGAAGUUCAAGGCCUCCUUCACCGACGACGGCAUCUCCCUGCUCGACAAGCGGUUCCUUCCGGCCAUCGACAAGGUGGGCCGCGUGUGCCACGUCUACCUCACCCCCACGCACGCCAUGCUCCUCCACAACCUCCUCGGCUCCACGGGGCCCGAAGGCGACGGGCCGCAGUGCGUCGCGCAGUUCGCCAAGGACCUCCUCUUCCGCGAGUACAACGUGUCGUCGCGGGACGGCAACCGCGUCGCCUUCUCCGUCGACGUCGCGCUGCUCCAUCGCGCCCUCCGUAGCGCGCUCGCUGUCCACGCGCAGUCGCCGGCUACCGGGGACGCCCCCGCAGCGAUUCAGGUCAAGCUCGUCAACAAGCAGACCCCCGGGUCCCGUUCUGCUGCCCCGUUCCUCACGUUCGAGACCAAGGGCGCUCGCUCCGCCGUCGUGCAGGACGUGCCCAUCUCGAAGCCACUGUCACGCUCCGAUGUUGCGCGCUUGCAGGACGCACUUGACGCCGCCCAAGAGCUUCCUGAGACUCUGGUCCAGGUUCCAGAUCUACAACAGUUACAGAAUUUGGUGGAUCGUCUAAAAAACAUUGGUGAUCUUCUGUCUGUAACUGUUACCCAAUAUGGUGAUCUCCAUCUGCAAGUUUCAACUUCUCUUGUUACUCUUGGUUCAGAAUUCAAAAGGCUUCGGAUUCUUGGUGCUCGUGCAAAUGCACCUGUCGUUGAUCAAAAUGUGAGUGCUACCAUUCGUAUGGAAAUGGCGGUUGAGAGAGGGGAAGCACUGUCAGUGCAAGUGAGCAUGAAGCACCUAGUUAAGAGCCUACAAUGUCAUUUGGCCAAGCCAGAUUGUACCUUCUAUGGUAUUGCUCCUAAUGGUGCUUGCCUGACAGUGAUAUUCCAGUACUUCAUUCCAGGAACACGGUUGACAGAUAAAUCCAUCAGCUUUUACUGUAGGCUUCCAGUCCUUGACCCUGGCACCAGCUAA